Penicillium daleae is the source of this 1974-nucleotide messenger RNA. Its product is annotated as anion exchange family protein. The transcript is spliced from 5 exons. The record is from RefSeq and is a predicted model, not a curated record. Gene Ontology annotation, biological process: transmembrane transport; borate transport; monoatomic anion transport. NCBI's taxonomy places the organism in Eukaryota, Fungi, Ascomycota, Eurotiomycetes, Eurotiales, Aspergillaceae. Gene Ontology annotation, cellular component: plasma membrane; fungal-type vacuole. Bases 1 to 1974 code for a protein of 657 amino acids. Gene Ontology annotation, molecular function: borate efflux transmembrane transporter activity; solute:inorganic anion antiporter activity.
AUGCAUGCUUCCGCGUCAUCUACCCAACAGCGCCGGCCUUCUGUGCAGUCAAGGCGAUUAUCAUCCACCCGCUCUGGGAAUUCAGGCCAUGUUCUUUCGUCGAGGCACUCUGUUUCGUCCGCGAAUGCACGCAAUGCCGCUCGUGAGACGUCACAACAGCAGCAUCUUCAACAGCAGCAGCUACGUCGCGCGUCACUUUCAGCGUCUACACAGUCGUCCUCUUCCAAUUGGUGGAGGAUUCAUUUCUUCCGAGGCAUGAUGAACGAUGUCAAGCGUAGGGCACCGUAUUAUUGGAGUGAUUGGACUGAUGCGUGGGAUUACCGCAUUGUGCCCGCGACGGUGUACAUGUACUUUGCCAAUAUUCUUCCCGCCCUGGCUUUCUCGUUGGAUAUGUUUGAGAAGACAAACCAGAGCUUUGGCGUUAAUGAGGUCUUGCUCGCGUCUGUGCUCGGUGCCGUCGUAUUUUCUGUCUUUGCUGCUCAGCCAUUGGUCAUAGUUGGCGUCACUGGUCCGAUUACCGUGUUUAAUUACACCGUUUACGAUAUCAUCACGCCGAGAGGUACGCCUUAUCUGGCCUUUAUGUGCUGGAUUGGAAUUUGGUCAUUAAUUAUGCACUGGGCUCUUGCCAUCACAAACGCUUGCAACGGACUGACCUAUGUCACGCGCUUUUCAUGCGAUAUUUUUGGGUUCUACGUCGCAUUCAUCUACCUUCAAAAGGGUAUUCAGGUUCUGACUCGCCAAUGGGGUGCAGUUGGGGAGACUUCGGCAUAUCUCGCUAUCGCUGUGGCGCUUCUUGUCCUCAUGGUGGCUUGGAUCUGUGGAGAAUUAGGCAAUAGCAACCUUUUCAAACGGUUUAUUCGGAAGUUCCUGGAAGACUAUGGCACCCCGUUGACGAUUGUAUUCUUUACUGGUUUCGUCCACAUUGGACACAUGCGAGACGUUGAUGUCUCCACCCUGCCCACGAGCAAGGCUUUCUUCCCCACGCUCGAUCGUCCAUGGCUGGUGCAUUUCUGGGACAUUGAUGUUGGUGAUAUAUUCCUGGCCAUCCCAUUCGCUCUCCUUCUUACAAUUCUGUUCUACUUUGAUCACAAUGUCUCUUCUCUCAUCGCUCAAGGCACAGAGUUCCCUCUUCGGAAACCUGCUGGCUUUCACUGGGAUCUCUGGCUGCUCGGACUCACCACAUUUAUUGCCGGAAUUCUUGGCAUUCCAUUCCCCAAUGGACUUAUCCCUCAAGCUCCAUUCCACACCGCUGCGCUCUGCGUCACCCGCCAGGUAGCCGAUGAAGAUGACACAAACAAGGGCAAGGCCAUCCGAGUCACCGAUCAUGUAGUAGAACAGCGGGUUAGCAACCUUGCUCAGGGCCUCUUGACUCUUGGAACAAUGACCGGUCCGCUUCUCAUUGUUCUCCACUUGAUUCCACAGGGCGUCAUGGCUGGCCUGUUCUUUAUCAUGGGAGUCCAAGCUCUCCAAGGCAACGGUAUCACCCAAAAGUUGAUCUUCCUCGCCCAAGAUAAGGACUUUACGCCAGGAUCCAACCCAUUGAAGAGGCUCGACCGCCGUGCAGCUAUCUGGGUGUUUGUCAUUAUCGAGCUAAUUGGCUUCGGUGCUACCUUUGCCAUCACGCAGACCAUCGCCGCUAUCGGGUUCCCUGUAAUCAUUCUCCUACUUAUACCCGUGAGAUCAUUCCUGUUCCCAAUGUGGUUUACCCGAGAGGAACUUAACGUCUUGGAUGCGCCUACUGCUAGCCCUUUCACCAUGGAAAGUGUUGGCGGUACUCAUGGUUUGGAGGAAGAGUCUGUGGAUUUGACGGCCACAGGGACUGAAGACCCUUCGGGCGGUGGCAAUGGAGUCCUGAGAGGCCGACCCUCUUCAUCAUCAGAGUCAGCGGUUGAAGAGGAUGACUUGGAGAGAGGAGAGGCUUACGAGCUUCAAUCCUCUCUUCAUCGACGCACUAGUCACAGUCGAGUUGACUGA